AUGAUGUUAUCGGCCGAUGUUCACCUUGGUACCAAAAAUUGCGAUUAUCAGAUGGAGCGUUAUGUCUUCAAGCAACGCAACGACGGCAUUUACAUUAUCAACUUGGGAAAGACAUGGGAGAAGCUUCAGAUGGCUGCUAGGGUUAUCGUAGCGAUCGAAAACCCGAAAGACAUCAUUGUUCAAUCAGCAAGGCCAUAUGGUCAGAGAGCUGUGUUGAAGUUUGCUCAGUACACAGGUGCAAAUGCAAUCGCUGGAAGACACACUCCUGGUACCUUCACUAACCAAAUGCAGACUUCUUUCAGUGAACCAAGGUUGCUCAUUCUCACCGACCCAAGAACCGACCAUCAGCCGAUUAAGGAAGGUGCUUUAGGGAACAUUCCAACUAUUGCCUUCUGUGACACGGAUUCGCCAAUGGGGUUUGUGGACAUUGGGAUUCCUGCUAACAACAAAGGGAAACACAGCAUUGGUUGCCUUUACUGGCUUUUGGCUCGUAUGGUUCUUCAAAUGCGUGGAACCAUUCGUCCUGCUCAGAAAUGGGAUGUCAUGGUGGAUUUGUUUUUCUACAGGGAGCCUGAAGAAGCAAAGCAAGAAGAGGAUGAAGAAGCUGCGCCACAGAUAGAAUAUAGAUUGGUUGGUGGAGACCAAUGGACCACUGCUCAGAUUUCUGACGCUGCAUGGCCUGGUGAAACAUUGGUUGCUGCUGCAUCAGAUGGAUGGGAAACUGCGGUUCCAUUACCGGCUACUGUUACAGCCGCCAGUUGGAAUUAA
This is a messenger RNA of Microthlaspi erraticum, 768 nucleotides long. Lineage: Eukaryota; Viridiplantae; Streptophyta; Magnoliopsida; Brassicales; Brassicaceae. The record is from the annotation of a GenBank genome assembly.